This is a messenger RNA of Rhizoctonia solani, 507 nucleotides long. RefSeq lists its product as uncharacterized. NCBI's taxonomy places the organism in Eukaryota, Fungi, Basidiomycota, Agaricomycetes, Cantharellales, Ceratobasidiaceae. The transcript is spliced from 2 exons. The record is from RefSeq and is a predicted model, not a curated record. Bases 1 to 507 code for a protein of 168 amino acids.
AUGGGUUGGAACCCCAUACAUGGGACAAAUAGAACUUUAUGGGUGUUGAAUUCCUUGCAUCAUGUUCUUGUCUGUGGACCAACCAAACGUCCACUAUGCAGUACAAACCCCAACUGCUAUUAUAAGCCUUACUGGGAGGUCACCUUGGCCAGUUGGAGGGUGGAUGCAGAACUUGAAGAUGAUGUGGUGCCCCCCAAGGUAUGGAAGGAUGUGGAUUUAGCUCAGCCAAGGCCUUGGUGGAUGCCCAGAUGGGCAAUGCAAGUUCUUUGCCUGGAGCAGGGUCUUCCCCCCAACCAUCCCAAGGACCCUGCCUGGCUGGCCAUGCUUGGAGGUUGUCAAACGGCUCAGAAGAAGGCGGAUAGGCAAGCCCUGCGGACGCAGCAAGAAUGGGAGAUGAUCCCAGCUUUGGAAUCAAUUGAUGAGGCUGGUGAAUCCAAUUCUGGCUCUAUCAACAACAAUGUUGAGUGGGGCCUUCCCACUUCCAGUUUUGGGAUCCUGUUGUCAUAA